AUGUCAGAAGCUCCUACAUGCGCUUGCCCUAAUAAUGCAAGCUUGAUCAACAAGACUUGUACCUGCAAUACAAGAUAUUAUUUCAGCUCUACUACUGUUUGUUCGUCAUGCCAAGCUAAUUGCGCUACUUGCGACUCAAACCCUGAUACCUGUGAUACCUGUCUCGAUACUUUGCAUAUGUCAGCUGCUCCUAAUUGUUCAUGCCCUGUCAACUCAGCUCUUGUAGUUAAUACUUGUGUUUGUAAUUCUGGGUACUUUUAUAGCUCAAAUACUGUAUGUUCUGCAUGCCAGAAUAAUUGCAAAACCUGCUCUGAUACAGCUGAAAGCUGUUUGACCUGUAUUGACACUGUUCAUAUGUCAGCUGCUCCUUCAUGCGCUUGUCCAGUGUUAAGUACCUUAAUAGGUGAUUCUUGUGUCUGUAAUGAAGGUUACUAUUUCAGCUCUCCUUACGUUUGCUCUCCAUGCAAUACUAACUGUGCCGGAUGCACUGAUACAGCUGAAAACUGCAAUGCCUGUAUUGAUACUACUCGUAUGUCAGAAGCCCCUGCUUGUGCUUGUCCAGCUUAUGCAUACCAAAAUGGCAAUGUUUGCCAAUGUAACAUUGGCUAUUACUACAGCAGCCCUACAACGUGUUCUCCAUGCAAAAAUAAUUGCGCAACAUGUGAUACAGACCAUAGUACCUGUGAUACUUGUAUAGACUCAGUUCAUAUGUCAUCUGCUCCUGAUUGUCAAUGUCCUGCUAGAUCUACCUUGGUUAAUGGUGCUUGUGUCUGCAACAAUGGGUACUAUUAUAGCGCAGCUACUACUUGUUCUAGAUGUUCAAGCCAAUGUACGACCUGUUAUCAGUCUUCUACUAACUGUGGAAGUUGCUCAGAUACGACUCAUAUGUCAAGUGCUCCAGGCUGCGAAUGUCCUGAACAAGCUACUUUGAUAGGCACUUCAUGUCUUUGCAAUCCUGGAUAUUACUUCAGCACUGAUAAAACAUGCUCUCCUAUAGAUACUGACUGCGCACCACAAUGUGCUCAAUGCUCUUCCUAUGAUUUUUGCACUGCGUGUAAUGAUCGUGCCAAUAAUCUUUUUUGGCUGCAGGUUAUUAGCUCCACACUUCUCGUAACAGACAUUUACUUUUGGAGAAUUUACCAAAAAAUUUUCCUUGUCAGGCAUUUGCUCUGAACAAAAACCUAAUGAAUUACCAUGCAUAUCUCAGAAAAAAAUUUUGAGCAAGUGUCACAAUGCAGAAUAGAUGCACCGAUCUUCUUUUUUUAUCUAUUUAGCGUUGACUCUUAAGAAUUUUUAUUUCUACAUGAAUCGGCCUAAUGAUAAUAUGAAAUUUCGAUAAAAUCUGUAAUAUAGAUGAUUUAUUUUUAUUUUUUUAAAAAAUUAAAAUUAAGCUGGUACAUCAAAAUCUUAUGGCCCAGAUGAAAGGAAAAAGAAGGCAUACGUUUUUAAAUACUGUGACAGGCACUUGUAGAUGCUGGGAUCCUUAUGCUUCUUUUGAUCAGACCACUAGAACUUGCAAAUGCAUUCAAGGCUAUUAUUUGUCAAGUUCUGGAGUAUGCCAAAUUUGUAUGCCCCCUUGCGCUCAGUGCUCUCCUUCAGCAACUUUUUGCACAGAAUGCAAUGAUUUUGCGAAUAUGGAUUUAAAUGUAGCCAAAGGCUCUUGCAAAUGUAAAGACUCUGAUUUUGAUUUUAAUCCUUGGACUAAAGCUUGCCAAUCUAAUCUAGGCUCUUGCGAAACAGUUAUAAACAAUCUCACCAAUAAUACUUAUAUCAACGUCACCAAUAUCAACUAA
Molecule: messenger RNA, 1793 nt
Organism: Blepharisma stoltei
Lineage: Eukaryota; Ciliophora; Heterotrichea; Heterotrichida; Blepharismidae
Source: the annotation of a GenBank genome assembly